AUGUCUGAAAAUCGUGUCAAACAUGGAGAUUCCAGGACAAUGAACUUUGCUGCAAAGGACUUGCCGAAAGAUGUUUCCUUGUGUUUGAUGUUCACUCCAAUAGCAGAAGGAGAGUUGUCAAAAGAUAUGUUACCUAACUGUUGGAAAGUGUUGAAAUUAAAAGCUGGGAUAACAGCCGGGGAAAACCAGAACGCAAAAGUUGUGUACACUGCAGAUACUGGACUAUUGGUACCACAGGUCGAUAGUGGGAGCGUGAUAUCUUCUGGAAUCGCCCGUCGGUGUCAGACAGGAGAGCGCUGCGAGCUAAAGACUGACGAACACGGCGAUAACUACCUUGAAGCUGCUGGAAAAGGAACGAAGGAUGUGAUACAGUGUAAAGUGGACACUGAAUACCCUGCAUCGGUUGCAUUUGGUAUCUUUAACACGGAGGGAACGAAGCUCGACCCAUUCUGCACAUGGAAAGAUGUCGCUAAAGGGAAUAAUCUAUCCAUUAAGGUCGAUCCAACUCUCAAGAUAUAUGCAUUGAGUGACUACAAAAGUACGCGGGUGGUAACGUCUGACCUCCAAAAUGACGCAUUGAUCGAGCAAAAUAUUUUCCAUCUUCCUCCGCAAUCAGAGUUUAAGGUCUCUGUGGACCAUAACAGCCAUGCCAUAAAGGUCGAAAAGGUGAACAAGUGGUAG
Molecule: messenger RNA, 681 nt
Organism: Psilocybe cubensis
Lineage: Eukaryota; Fungi; Basidiomycota; Agaricomycetes; Agaricales; Agrocybaceae
Exons: 7
Coding region: 1-681 (226 amino acids)
Source: RefSeq, a predicted model, not a curated record